UCAUUGGUUGGUUCUGUAUGACGCGUGGUCUGACCACGCCCCCCCUGCCUAGACAACAACAUGGCUGCUGAGGAUCUACCGUCUGAAUUUGACGUCGUCAUUCUGGGCACAGGGCUCGCUGAGUCGGUGGUAGCGGCGGCUUUCUCCAGAGUCGGUCAGAGAGUUCUUCACCUCGACAGGAGGAGUUAUUAUGCAGCUAACUGGGCGAGCUUCACCUUCAACGCUCUGCUCACCUGGAUACGGGAGCACCAGGAGGAGUCUCAGCUUGAGGAGGUCCAGGAUUGGUCGAGCCUGUUGGAGGAGGGGGAGGAGCUAAUCUACCUGAAAAGAGACUCCGCCUGCAUCACUAACCUGCAGGUGUUCUGCUACGCCAGUGAGGAAGAGGAGGAGGAGGAAGCUCCAACCACCACAGAAGAAGAACAAGGAGCAGAUGAAGAAGUUAAAGAAACGCCAGAGACAGAAUCUGCAGGUAUGAUUCUAAAUAAAACUAAAAACCUGUCUGGGACGCUGCUCCAUUCGUCCCUGAAGAGGCCUUCAAACAGUCUGAUCCAGCAUGAGGGAGGUGGUCUGGGGCCGUUGUUCCCUCAGGUUGCAGAGUCUGUCCUCAGAACUCUGCUGCAGAUUUUCCACUAG
Messenger RNA from Etheostoma cragini (Arkansas darter), 633 nucleotides. RefSeq names its product rab proteins geranylgeranyltransferase component A 2-like. NCBI's taxonomy places the organism in Eukaryota, Metazoa, Chordata, Actinopteri, Perciformes, Percidae. Gene Ontology annotation, cellular component: cytosol; nucleus; cytoplasm. The record is from RefSeq and is a predicted model, not a curated record. Bases 61 to 633 code for a protein of 190 amino acids. The transcript has 6 exons. Gene Ontology annotation, molecular function: GDP-dissociation inhibitor activity. Gene Ontology annotation, biological process: small GTPase-mediated signal transduction; protein geranylgeranylation; vesicle-mediated transport.